This is a messenger RNA of Labrus bergylta (ballan wrasse), 3227 nucleotides long. Its product is annotated as neuromedin-U receptor 1. The record is from RefSeq and is a predicted model, not a curated record. Gene Ontology annotation, molecular function: neuromedin U receptor activity. Lineage: Eukaryota; Metazoa; Chordata; Actinopteri; Labriformes; Labridae. Gene Ontology annotation, cellular component: plasma membrane. Gene Ontology annotation, biological process: neuropeptide signaling pathway.
UAAUUAGAGCGUGAAUGAGUCGGAAAGAAGCUGAGAUUGAGUAGAGAGAGAAAUGAAGACGGCGGUUGCAAAAAAGAUGCACUGGUGAAGAGGAGAGGGAGGGAGAGAAAAGGAGAGAAAGGGGUGGAGGGAACGUAAGCGCUCAAAAGUGGGAAGUCGGGGCAGCUGUGACGCACUGGAGCGACAAAGCAGUCGGGAUAAAGUGCAAUGAAAAUUAUCCGACUACAAUGCAGAGAUACAGGAGGACCAAUCUUCUAAUUUUUCUUCUAAUUUUGUUCUUAUAGAGACCUGAAGGAGCCAACAAACCACAGAUUAGACUGCCUUCUUUCUGCAUAUUACUCCCACUUAUGAGCAUGAUUUCUCUGAUAGUUGAGCUGGACACAACCUAAAUUGCUGCUGCAGUUCCGCCUGCUGUAUUGAAGCCGGUCACGAAACUGAGUAAACCUCUUGAUAUUCUGCAACAUGUUGGAAUUGAACUGCUCCCUUGCUGAUCUAUUCUCAUCUAAUUCCACAAUUUUCAAUGGACCCGGCUGCCCUGAUGCUGCUUUGGCAUGUGGCAUGAAUAUCUCCUGGGUUCUAGCUAACACUACAGCCAAAGAUCUGGAUGUGUUGUGCUGGAGGGUAGAGGAUUACCUUGCAGGAAAGCUUGGGCUCCAGACAUCCCCAGUGUUUCUCCCCAUCUGUGUCACCUACCUCACCAUCUUCUUGGUGGGGGUACUGGGAAAUUCUUUGACUUGUGUGGUCAUUUUGCGCUACAGGGUGAUGCAGACGCCGACAAACUAUUACCUGCUGAGCCUGGCAGCGUCUGACCUGCUGGUGCUGCUGCUGGGCAUGCCGUUAGAGAUCUACGAGAUGUGGCAGAACUACCCCUUCCUGCUCGGAGAGGGAGGCUGCUACUUCAAAACGUUCCUGUUUGAAACCGUCUGCUUCGCUUCGAUCCUCAAUGUCACAGCUCUUAGUGUGGAGCGCUAUGUUGCCGUGGUGCACCCACUCAAAGUCAAACACAUGACUACACGAGCUCGUGUCAAGAGGGUGAUCUUCAUGCUGUGGGUGCUGUCCAUGCUGUGUGCUGUGCCAAACACCAGUCUGCAAGGGAUUGAGGAGCUGGAGCCAUUGUUUGGACGAAGAUUUCCCCAAUCUGCUGUGUGCAAAGUGGUUAAGCCCCUGUGGGUGUACAACCUGAUCAUCCUGAUUUCAACACUGGUCUUCUUCCUGCUCCCCAUGCUGAUCAUCAGUAUUCUCUACCUGCUCAUUGGUAUACAGCUGCACAGGGAGAAGGUUUUGACUGUGAUUGACCCAAGGUGUAGCUUUGGACCAGAAAGUCUCUCCAAGUCCCACAAGCAGAAGCUGAGCAAACGCAACAUGCAAGUCACUAAAAUGCUGUGUGUGCUGGUGGUAGUAUUCGGAUUCUGUUGGGCUCCCUUCCACCUGGACCGCUUGAUGUGGAGCUACAUGGACACCUCUGAUGAGAAGCACAUCCAUAUAUUUGGGCCAAUCCACAUCGUGUCUGGAGUCUUCUUCUACCUGAGCUCUGCCAUCAACCCCAUCCUCUACAACCUCAUGUCCACCAGGUUCAGAGAGAUGUUCAGUCACAUUACCUGCUGCUCUAAACGCUGGCAGUCUCGCUCCAGCUUAAAGAUGACCCAACGCAGCACCUUGAGCGACAGAUUGACCAACAGUUUGAAAACGACUUAGGUCAAAGUCAAAUAAUCUUAUAUACUGGGCAUAAUGGUAGCCAUUAAACCUUCAAAUGGGAAGGACAUGAACUGAACAGAUAUUUCUCUGUAAUUGGUAUGCCAUGCAGAUGAAGACAACCAAAAGUUAACCUGAAUAUAUUGUACCAAGUGACAUGGGCUACAUAACUAGCAUUAGCGAUUAUCUAUUUUCUGAACAAAACAGAUGCAACUCAGCGCUCAGCAUCCUAAGCGCAGUAACAUUCUCAACAUUGCCUGUUUUUGGUCGCAAACCUAAGUCAACUUUUUGAACACGACCCCGCUAAUCGAUGAUACUUCCCCCCUCACUAUUCCCUCACCUACCAAUCAAGAUCAAGAAGGGGCGGGACUUCCUUAUCAACUUUGUCAAGGUAGAAACUUUUCCUCACACUGUUUAUCUCAUGCACCCAGACUUUUUUCAACAGUACAAUUUCCAGGACUAGAGCUGCUGUUAAUGCAAGGACAUGGCUCCUAUCCAUUUUUCUUACAUAUUUGGACUUUUCUUACAUAUAACAGACUUAACUUAGUUAUCUACUAACAGUAGGUGCUGGUGAGAAGCACUCUCAAAUUAAGCACACAGGCCCUAAGAUAAGAAUAUUCACAUUCUGUACAUUACAUUUGUUAGUCUGCAAACUUUGACACAGUACCUCAAAUUGAAUAUAGAGAAUAACAAAGGUAACAGGUCAUAGAGCUAAAAGAUGCAAAUUGUGAUCGAGUAGCAGCAACCUCAGAGGUCAAUGUUAGCAUGAACAAUAAAAUGAUCAUGUAAAUGAUUCAACAGCGUUUUCAAGCAUGGCAAAUGUUACCCAUGUGUCUAAAAAAAAAUAAAAAAUUAUCUUUGUGAACUCCCAGGCUGUGUUUAUUGUGUUUAAAUGUGCUGCUUUAUAACAUUCAAGGCUCACCAUUUCACUGCUGUAGAGCUACAAGUUCUAACAUUUACUUGCUUUUAGAGCAAAGAUUGAAUGUACAAUGGCUCCUGUCAAAAAGAAAGAAUAUUUGUCAAAGAACUGGAGUAGAUAAUGAGAGUUGGUGCAGGAAAGAAUGGGGAAUACAAAUCUGACUUGCUGCUUGUAUAACCAGUGAGGAAGGUGAUUAAUCAUGUGCUUUACAUAUGAUAAUAUAUUCUGAAAGUACUUUGCGAUCAUUACUUGCUUCAUGCUACAUAGAUUUGUUCGAUAACUGUAUUUUUUUAAUUACUUAAAUAAAGUAAAACAAUUCUAUUCAUUGUUGUAUAGUGUAAUCAUUUAAGAAAAUGUGUCCUGCCAGUGUUGAAGAAUUGCUCCCUAUAAAAAUGUUUUUGCUGUUUUAUGUAUUGAAUGAAUUUAUUUCUGCAAUCUUUAUGAAAAAUAAAACUGUAUAUAGGUCAUGUGAAUAUGUAUCAAACCUUUUAUGAAUGCAUGGAACCUGAUAAGAGUGUUCUUUGCUUCUUAAUGAUAACAUGAAUGUUUUACUCUCUAUGUACCCUUGAAAUGAUAUACUGUAUACUGUUGUUACAUAAAUUGCUUUGAACAUUAA